CAGAAGCCUUCAUAACAAUACACAUACAGGGAAAAAAGUCUCUUAAUAUUUGGCGGGGGAGGGUCUUGGUUAAAGAACGGAUGCAAUGUAGCAGAGAGCCCGUUUGCGUCGUCUUUGGGAGGUUCAGGCUGCGAUAAUGACACUGUUAUUGUAAGUAGGUUACACGGGUAGGUUAUAACUACAGCUUCCACUGCUGCAGCCCUUUCUAGACAGCCUACAACUUAUUCUGUUAAAAUGAACGCUCUGUUGCAACCUAUAAAUAGAUCACACCUUCUGUCCCAGCUGUGAUAAUGAACCUUAUCUGAUUGCUGUUUCUUUUACCAUUUGACAUUAUCCUUAAUCAGGGCUGAUGUUAAAGGACGCACACAUCCUAAUUGUUGCCGAAGUGAAACUGUUGAUGGAGGACAUAUUCUUAAUUGGUUGGUUGUGAUACAAUAAAGUAGUGAAAUACCAGGGUUAUUGUACCUGUCAAGCGUUUAGCUGGUGAGGUGAUAAAAAGUACAUCGUUUUUGGGAAAAAGAACACAAAUGUAAACUAUCAUUUGGUGCAACAAUCUCAACUUGUCUGAUUGGAGGAGAGGCUUUCACCUCUUGUUGAGCAUAAAUCCGUUUAUACCUGCAAAACGGCACAGGCGGAGCAUGUUUUUGUGCCCAUCAAGUGGACCUUUUUUCUGGAUUAGCGUCAGGUGACUUUGCUCUCUGGCAGAAGAGAUAAAGAGCCUCCUGCUAUAUUGUGUUCAGACAGUCUGACCAUCUGAUUGUGAGCUGGAUAAAAAACAUAGUUUUAAAUCUCGUGUUAUCGGUCUGAUCCUGUCAUUGCAUAAAACAUUUAUAAAGAAGCUCAAACUGUACAGUAUGUCACUCACCUUCAGACUCUGUAUGGUUGAGCAUGUGUAGCAUGAUGGCUUUGCCCCCCCUCUUCCCAUCACUGAUGUGGCCUAUCUGUCCUCUAUGGGUGCUGCUGGUGGAGAUCGAUGGAGCUCAGAGCCCACCGCUUGAUGGCCCCCCUGUGGUACAUAGAUCUGAUUAGCACGCUUCAGCCCCUGCAAGCAGCCAAUCAUUAUUCAUGAGAAGUAACUGCACCGGUUGUGGCAAUUACCUCUGUGUUAGCUCCACACGGAAGUGAGGUUAUUCAUUUAUUAUCACAGAUAAAUCAGGCACAUUGAUACAAACAGCAUCCUCUGUAACAAUAUGUCCUAUUAAACAGAUAUUUGUCAUGGGCCAGGCUGAGUCAGUGCCUUUUCAGUUGCACCGGCUAUAGUACUCCCAUCUCACAUGUACUGGACAUCUUGAUUCACAAUAUUUAACCAGAGGACAUAAAGUGUUUUUGUGUAUAGACAAUAAUUCAGAAUAUUUUUUGUGGAAAUAUAUGUCCUUCUUAUAUGCUUUGAAGAGAAUCUGAAUGCACUAUCCAAUAUGUUUCGGCCAGUCAGAAUGUAUUUUGAAUGUUUUUGUCAUCUUUGUCGUCAAAAGAAAAUUGAGAUAAUUGAUUCAUCAUUUAAGUGAUUUCCUUGAGCAACAUGCUCAAAUAUUUUCCAUUUCCAGCGUCCCAACAGUGAGCUUUAGCUGCUUUCCUUUGUCAAAAUGUGAUAGUAAACGUAAUAUCUUUGGUUGGUUGGCGAAAACAAACAAUUUGAAGACAUCCCAUUGUGUUUUAUCAAUUAAUGACUUCAGAGAGGAAAUUAUUUAAAAAGUAACAAUUAGUAUAGGCUUACUGUGGACUACUGUAAAGAAUGGACGUGAUCCCUGGCCUGAUCCGCGUUAAUGUCUGAAGUAUCAGUGUAUAGCUGCAGGCUGAGCCUACACUGUUGUUGUAUUAUUUUAGAUAUUGUAGCAUCUUUAAAUCUAUAGGCAAGAUCUAAAUCACGUUAGCCGAUUGAAACAUUUUCCUUCCCACAGACAACAGGAAGUUAGAAAAAGGCCUCAAAAGACUCCACGUUUCCCUCGUAGUAAGCAUUUAUGAUGACCAGCCCCUCCCUCAGUUGUCCAAGCAUUAGCCAUUACUGUGCUCUCAGUCUUGCAGUCGCCAACUCCCCACCCCCUCUUAUCAGCACAGGGCCAUCAGCGUUUACCUUGGUAGUGAUGCUCUUCCAUUAGUCACCCCACCUUUUAAUACACCCUUGAGGCCAUACUGCUCUAUCUGGACCUUUCAGUGUCGUAUCAUAUUUCCUGUGCUGUUUUCUUUUGUCUAGAAUCUCUUUACAUGAUUUAUUUUUGAAAUAAAACCUUUUUUUCUAUAUGUACAACUUUUAUCCUGUGGGAUGUUGACGGAGCAGAUACUGUAUAUUAUUUCAAGCAGUGCUUUUACCUUCCUUCUAACCUGUAAGCUGCUGCAGCGAGUCUUUCAUUCAUGGUCACUGAGCAGUUAGAGCGGAGCAACUGAGAGUUAAGUGCUUUGUUCAAGGUCACCUGGGUAAUAGCAUUCAUCAGAUUCCUCCAUCUUCUCCCUCUUGGUUGGUGAAAUCACCUUAAAAACUGCCACAGUGUGCCACAAUGUCAUUUAGCAUAAUCUUGUCUUUUGUUGUUAUAAUUUGCUGUUCUGCUAUCAUUGGUUCUCCGCUGUUUACUUUGAGCAUUCAUACGUGGGUGAAUUUAUUUUUCCUCUUGGUCCACGGGAGCCAUUUAUCUCUGAAUCUUAAAACAACAUGUUGGAUGACAGAGUUCUCACAUAUGUGGGCCCCAAUGUUUCUGCUACUCCUGGGCUGUUUCUAAGAGUUGGCAUGUCACAUUUUAUAGCUUAUUUCAAUUGACGUUUUUGAUGGCAUUGUAGUAGAGUGUGUUGAGUUUAUAUAGGUUUUUUACUAAUGACAUCUUCAACAUGAAUCUGAGUUUACCACAAUGCGGCAAAACGUUCAUAUUUAGACCUGCGAUCACAAUUAAUAUACAGAAAUAAAUGAAUACUUAUUAUUGUUAUAAGUUGUAGCAUGAAUGCAAGGCGUACAGAGUUGUGUCAGCCUAAAGAGAUUGGGGGUAACUAUAUUUUGUGGGCCAUGCGUCCCCAUUUUAUCCCCAUUUUCAUUAGACUUUGCUGUUUUCCAGUAGUCAGAUCUGACAGUAAUCAAAUGCAUUUGGAUGUCAGGAUAGCUUUAAGUGACCAGCAGCAAAAGAAAGUCCUCGUCGGUACAUCUUCCGCUUUGCCCUGCUCUGACCUCCUUCUCUGCCCCGCCCUUUCCCCGAGCAAGGUUAGCACAUCCGGCGCACCGUACCUGUUACACUGCAGUGCUAUCCGGAUGAUCAAUGGUGGAGGAAAAAAGGAGGCAUGGCUCCAUUCUGCAGUAACUUAAUGCCUCAUCCUUAUGCCACCACCAGAGAGGGCUGCUCAUGCUCCAACAGCACGACCCUCUGCAUCAGCUCUUUUCUCUCUGUGUGUGUGUGUAUACUCUAUGUGCGCAUAUGGGGGUUGGUGUGCGCGCGCAUGAAUGUGUCCUGGCAAAAGCCUGCAUAAUUGAUGAGCAGGGGAAGGAGUGAAAGCGCUGCCGGACGGGACAGUGAGUGUGUAGAGAUGGGGGAGAGGGAUACAGCGUGGCAGGAGCCUAGCUACGAUGGGCUCUGCAACUACGCCCAAAGAAUCACCUCCUGCUUCGGACUGGAUGUGGCUCAUGCGCAGGACACACACCACCACUCCACAGAGAAGCCCCUGAUUCAGUGCUACAAGUGUGGCGAGCCAUGUAAGGGCGAGGUGCUGCGGGUGCAGAACAAGCACUUCCACCUCAAGUGCUUCACCUGUAAAGUGUGCGGCUGUGACCUUGCCCAGGGGGGCUUCUUCAUGAAGAAUGGAGAGUAUCUGUGCACGCUGGACUACCAACGCAUGCACGGCACCCGCUGCAAUGGCUGUGGGGACUUUGUGGAGGGGGAAGUGGUCACCGCACUGGGCAAGACCUACCACCCUGCCUGCUUCGUCUGCACCAUCUGCAAACGACCGUUCCCCGCUGGGGACAGGGUGACCUUCAACGGGAAGGACUGCUUGUGUCAGUACUGUGUCGAGCCCAUGUCUCCGGGACCAAAGGACAUCCUGGGCUCCAGCAACUGUGCAGGAUGUGGCCGAGACAUUAAGAACGGACAGGCUCUCCUAGCAUUGGACAAACAGUGGCAUCUGGGCUGCUUUAAGUGUAAGGCCUGCAGCAAAGUGCUGACUGGCGAGUACAUCAGCAAGGAUGGCGCCCCCUACUGUGAGAAGGACUACCAGAUCCAUUUUGGAGUUCAGUGUGAGGCGUGUCAUCAGUUCAUCACAGGGAAGGUGCUAGAGGCAGGAGAUAAGCACUACCACCCUAGCUGUGCGAGAUGCAGUAGGUGCAAUCAGAUGUUCACAGAAGGAGAAGAGAUGUAUCUGCAAGGAUCAACAGUGUGGCAUCCCGGCUGCAAGAACACCACCAGAACAGAGGAGAGACACAGGGAGCGGCUAUUGCCUCCGUCCCUCUUAUUCCUCCAAAAAAACAGAAAGCCUACGAGGUCAUCGUCCGAGAGUAUUUGUUCCAGACCUGGUUCAAGCAUACCUGGCUCACCGGGUCACACGAUCUAUGCAAAAGUAGACAAUGAGAUCCUUGAUUACCGAGACCUAGCUGCCAUUCCAAAAGUCAAAGCCAUUUAUGACAUUGAGCGUCCUGAUCUUAUUACCUAUGAACCUUUGUACACCACCUCCCUGGCUGAGAGAGAGGAGAGAGGAGAGAGUGUGGGAGAGCUCCACACUGCCAGGAGGGAGCGUUCCCCCUUGCCUGAUGACAGGUGCUCAAGAAACAUGUCGCCAACCCCAUCUGGUGAGGGCUCUUACGAGAGGAGGGAACGUAUCCUCCAAAGGUCCACCAGUCAGGGCUCCAUAGGAUCACCAGUUUAUAAUCGACAUGGUUACACCCCCACCCUGUCACGGUCACCGCAGCAUUUUCACAGACCAGAGGCUCUGACAGGCAUGCAGAAGCUCUGCUCCUCCUUGUGCAGUAACAGUGUGGGCUCCAGAAAUAGUGACUCCCGCCCCACCUCCCCUUUCAGACACCACUUCAUCCCCCAUAGCCAAGGCACUGACCCGCCGAGUGGCCGGAGCUCCCCCCUCCCGCUCAGGCCCGACAGCCGGCCGGUCACCCCGCCUCUAUCUCAGACCCCUAAACAUUUCCACCUUCCAGAUCAGGGGAGCAACAUCUACAGAAAACCACCCAUCUACAAACUACACGAUACAGAUGCCAUAGCACGUCAAAGCAAGUCUGCUGAUGAGAUCAUCAGAUCCGCCACCUUCCCCGCUGCCCAUGCUCCCUCUCCAGAUGACAGCUCACGGAGUGAGGCCGACCGUUGGCCCUGCUCUCUCGCUGUAUUAGGUCCAGAAGGGAGGAGAAGAUCCAGAGAAGAGGAGGAGGAAGAGGCCUUGAAAAAAAAGCAGCUCCACGAGGAACAUCUCAGCAAGAUUCAGUCUGGUUUGGGAAAGCUCAUCCUGAAGGAGGAGAUGGAGAAAGAGCAGAUCAGGGAGCGUCACGCACGUAGCCUCUCUGCCCAGCGCUACGACCCCAAACAGACCAACUGUGACACAGAUCUGACUUCUCCGACCAAAACUAACUCUCUGCCUGGCUACGGAAGGAAUGGGCUGCACCGGCCCCAGUCAACAGACUUCACCCAGUACAACAGCUAUGGCGACAUGUGUGGAGGAGGCAGAGAGUUUCAGCACAUUAAGGAUGGCCGUGCAGCACUUGCAAGGAUGGACAGGGGAGUAUCUAUGCCUAAUAUGUUGGAACCAAAAGUGUAUCCCUAUGAAAUGCUCAUGAUAACCAGUAGAGGGAGAGCUAAACUGCCCAGGGAUGUGGACAGAACCAGACUGGAGCGCCACUUAGCACCUGAAAUGUUCUUUGACUUCUUUGGAAUGGAGAUCCAGGAGUUUGACAGGCUUCCCCUGUGGAAACGCAACGACAUGAAAAAGAAGGCCAAGCUCUUCUAGCACUCAGAGCAGCAUGCACAUACUGUACAUUCAUUCAGAUAGCACACGCCAACUGUAAUCUAGAUGUAGGUUUUUGGUUCAUUUCCCUUUCUUCUGUUUUUUUGUUUUAUCCUGGCAUAAUCAAGGAAGCCAUGAAAUGGACUAUUUUUUUUUUUUUUUGCUCUGAUGCUUCCUGAGACUGUGAGCUGAAUGAUUUGUCCAGAUAGACUUGCAGAGAAAACAAGGAAUCUCUUCCACGUUCAAAAAUGACAAAGAAUGAGAAUGAAUGAAUGAUAAAUAGGGUCUUUUAUUUGUUUUGACGGCGCUUGUUUUACUUCUUGCUUUGCUUUGGGUGGAACUGCUUUCCUUUCUUUCUUGCUUGUUUCUUCCUACUAUUUGUUGCUGUUGAUUCCUGUGGAACUUUGUAAGUACAGUAGAACCUCAUGGCCCCAUUACGCCAUGUCCAUGCUCGUAGCUUGAACAUGUGUCAGCUUUCCUUCGCUUGGGCUGAAACGGUUUUAGUCCAAAGUUUGCAAGAAUCGGCUCAGUGAGUCUUUGAAUCAUUUUUUUUAAAUAAAGCCGCUGGGAAAGCAGUCAGCAGACCCACUAACUGUUUUACUGGAUCUACGUGGAAAUGAAUCAUCCGAGCACCUACACAUCGCCAGUGUCCUUCCCUUGGCUACUGUACACGCCAAACAUUCAUCUGACCCUCACAAAAAGAAAAUGUCUCUCUUCUCAGGCUCUCAUAAACAUGGCCAAACACUUUCCCUUUACAUGUAUUGGAAGUACAAAUAUAUUUUAAUGCCGUAUCCAACAUACAGUAGCCAACAAAUAGAUAAAACACCUAAUGUAAGAAGCAACUGUAUUUGAAAGUACUGUUUUAUAAAUGAAAACCCACACUGCCAUUUGUUGUAUUGAAAUCUAAGCCAAUAAAGCUUUAAAUCACCAUGAACCAUAUGAUCCUCAGCUCUACCAAAGGUACCCACUGCCUCUUUUCUGUUCUCUGUUUCUUCUCUGGAUUUCACCAAUAAACACACAUCCUCUGUGAUGUUACACAGGGUAAGAGGUUAUCUGAGGACUUCACAUUCAUGUGACCAAUCACACGGGGGAGUCUAUUGACUUUCUAGACAAACUCUAACCUGUGACGAAAGAUCUUUUUCCAUGAGCUUGGUCUUUUAACUCUGAUAGAAAUAUACAGUUUUUAAAUGCAUCUCAGUUUAUUGUCAAAUAUUCCUCUGAUGUCAAUACACAGACUAGUGAACAACAGCCACCAAGUAAGGAUUGUGUCACUAUUCAGUAUUAUGUUUUGCGAUGCAAAAAUUGAUACUUCAUUACAGAUCGUGCAUUGAAAGCCCAUUUGCAACACAUUAUGUUCUGGAUAUGUAAGUGACCAUUUUCCAAAGCAUACCGCAGCUUUUAUUUUAGAUUAAAUGAUUAAUUUGGUCCUGUGUAUGAUAUCCAUGUUUUCCUAUUGUUUGUCUCUGGGUUUGUGUUUCCAACAAUGUGGCAACUCAGUGGGUUUAUAAAAGCUGUGCUGUAAAGCAGCUAGCUGUUAAUGAAUAUCCAAAGUCAGAGUCUCUCACCUGAACAUUACUGUGAAACACUCCUCUAAAGACUUUCUAAGGUAAAGCUUGAUAUCACCCCACAAUGAUAGAAAAUAUAAUGUUUAGAAAGUUCAAUUUAAUGAAUAACUUACCUCAAGCAUUUUUACAUACUGAAAUGAACUGAAUAGUGGCUCCCUGGAGGGCAGGAGAAACGCAGUUAAAGUUCCCCUCCGGACUCAUUUGAAGAUAAAAUACUCUGCUUGUAAUAAUACAAAUUUCCCCCACAAAAAAUAACUUCUAUAAAUCUGUUAGAAUGUCUUAAAAUUGCAUCUGCUCCUUCUACCAUGCACCUAAAAAACAGAAUCUAUGACUGCGAGUAUUGUUCAUUUUAAACUUCUGACAGAUAUGUCCUUCACUGAAAAGAGCAUUCUAACUGUAUGUUCUCCUCCAAACUAUAAUGUCAUAAAAGCCUACAUAAUAUCAUCAAAAUAAGCAUCUUAAACUAAGAUUUAAGGUAAUCAUGGAGAAACUUUCUCCUUCGCCAGAUGAG
Molecule: messenger RNA, 7986 nt
Organism: Anarrhichthys ocellatus (wolf-eel)
Lineage: Eukaryota; Metazoa; Chordata; Actinopteri; Perciformes; Anarhichadidae
Gene: ablim1a
Product: actin binding LIM protein 1a
Exons: 26
Coding region: 3448-5913 (821 amino acids)
Biological process (GO): cilium assembly; cytoskeleton organization; lamellipodium assembly
Cellular component (GO): stress fiber; actin cytoskeleton
Molecular function (GO): actin filament binding
Source: RefSeq, a predicted model, not a curated record